Messenger RNA from Talaromyces amestolkiae, 3507 nucleotides. RefSeq lists its product as uncharacterized. Bases 1 to 3507 code for a protein of 1168 amino acids. Gene Ontology annotation, cellular component: exocyst. Gene Ontology annotation, biological process: exocytosis; Golgi to plasma membrane transport. The transcript has 9 exons. Lineage: Eukaryota; Fungi; Ascomycota; Eurotiomycetes; Eurotiales; Trichocomaceae. The record is from RefSeq and is a predicted model, not a curated record.
AUGAGUGGCCGAAGCCCCUACGCGAACGGAUACGGAUAUCCCUCCGACUCGGGACGCUCAGAGAACGGCGGAUAUGGCAGUUCCAGCAGUCUCGGCGUAAACGGAUACGGAGGUGCUAACGGAAGCGGAAGUCGAGAACGAGAGCCCCGUGACCGUGAUCGUGAACGACGUCCUGGCGGAUAUGGCGGGUUUAUGAGCGAGGAGCCGCAACGGCCGCCGACGUCGUCUUCGACUGUGUCGAGAGAAAGAGAUAGAGAUAGGGAUUAUGAUCACGGGAGAGGAGAGCAGGAUAGAAGGCCUUCGGCGACGUCGUCGUCAUCAAGGUCACGGCCCAGGGACGGGAAUACUGGUACGAGAUGGAGACCGGGAAGAGAUGAGGGUGAUCAUAUGAGGCCGAUGCCGACGAAUCGUCCUGAGGCUGCGGCUGGCGGAGGACGAGGGCCUCAAUCAAUUGAAGAGGUGCUACAAACGAUCCAACGAAACUGGGACUUUAUGGCUACGGAUGACUGCAUACCGGUACAAGUCGCAUUACAAUUGAUGGACAAUAGUACGCUGGGCAAGGCAGACCGCGAACCCGAGUUUUUACAGACUCAAAAACAGAUACAAAAGACUUUGAGGAGUAUUGUGAAUGAGCAUCACCAGGGAUUCAACAGCUCCAUCGGUACAUACCAUAAAAUACAAGCCAGUAUUCAAACUUCUCAGGGCCGGGUUCGCACGUUGAGGAGCUCACUUGAAGAAACAAAAUCCGGACUUCUUACAACGAAACCAGAAUUACAAGGUCUGGCGACUUCAUCUCAAGACUACGAUGAUAUAUUACAGCUUUUCAACCAGAUACACGAAGUGCAAUUGUUGCCUGAGAAAUUGGAGCAGAAGAUAUCCGACAAGCGGUUCUUGUCGGCUGUUGAUAUCCUCCAGGAGGGUCUUCGCUUGAUACGUCGAUCCGAAUUUGAAGAGAUUGGGGCUCUUUCAGAUCUACGGUCCUACUUCACGAACCAGGAGACUUCUCUGACCGAGAUUUUGAUUGAAGAGUUACAUGACCAUCUAUAUCUGAAGUCUCCAUACUGUCAGGAUCGUUGGAAAUCGUCAGCCACUGAUGAAAAAGCGACUCAAGGAUCUGCAAACGGCGCAACAUGGGAGAGACCUGUGUAUAGCUUCCUUGCCAAGUUAGAUCCGUCGACACCUAUGCUAGAGGACUCCUCUCGUAAUCCGGAAGCGGAUACGUUUCACUAUAUUAGCCUCAUCAUCGAAGCUCUGAACCGCAUGGGUAACCUAGAUGUCGCUGUGGACAGAAUCGAGCAGAGGCUUCCGGUAGAGCUCUUUGCUGUUGUGGAUAAGACGAGUGCGGAGGUGGACGCUCAUCAUCCAAAUCUCGCGCGAACUCUUUUGUCCCAGGAUAAUAAAAGCGGACUUCCUACGGAAAUCAACGAGCAGCGUGGUCCUGUGUUGACUGAAUUCCUUUGGAAUCUAUAUGCGAAAUUUGAGGCUAUUGCUGAAGGCCACCGCGUCCUUCAUGAUGUUAUUGUGGGUAUCAUUGACCGGGAAAGAUUGGGUAAAAGCACAUUGGCCAAUGGAUUCAAGGAGCUAUGGAAAUUAUAUCAAAGUGAAAUACGAUCUCUUCUUCACGACUACCUCGCCACAGAUGGCGAUGAUUCUUAUCGGACCGUCCCACGACAGGCUGAAGCGAGACGGAAUUUCUCUCUCAACCAAAGGGAUAGGAACAAGAAAAUGUUCAAAAUGUCGGACAUUGAUCAAAAGUCAAGCGACAUGAAGACGGAACGAGAUGAAUUAGAUGAAAUCCUGCGACAUUCUGUACCUGGUUUGGUCACCAAAACAACCGAGCGAACCAACGGCGAUGGCACCUCAAAGUCGAAACAAGGAAACUCGGGCACCGGCCAUAAGCUUCUUAUCCAGCCAAGUGUCUUCAACAUGGGACUGUUGCUUCCUCCUUCGCUUUCGUUUAUCCAGAAGCUCAAAGAUAUCGUACCCGCAGACUCGGAUAUUGUCAUGAGCACCCUGACUUCAUUCUUGGAUGACUUUUUGAUCAACGUCUUUCAGCCUCAACUGGACGAGGCUGUGACAGAUCUUUGCGCUUUGUCUUUUAUCGCUUCGGAUGCAUUUUCUGAAGAUCCCAACUGGGUUACUGUGUCUCCGAAGCCAAUUUUCAAGGGAACCAUCAAUUUCAUGUCUUUGGUCAAAGCGUUUAGUAAAAUGCUUGACAGUAUUCCUCAUGAUCAGAUAUUCACUCAAAUGGUGCUCAGUCAGAUUGUGACAUAUUACGACAAGUGUUCAAUGGUUACGCGCAUAUCGUCUCCUAUCAAUGGAGGUACGCGACUAAAAACGCCUGCUCUGUUUGCUGAUGCAGGUGAAAUCCAUGAGACGGUCAAGAAACUCCUUGUCGGGAACGGUGACAGGAAGUUGCUUAUUGAUAAGGAAACCGAGGCACUUCUACGAGAGACAAGUGCAACUCCUCUGGAUGAGUUUGAUCUCAUCUCUGAUCCCAAGAAUGUGGUAACAUUGUCGCUAUUGCAUAACAGUUUGCAAUGGCUUGUGGGUCAACUAUCAAAACUCAGAUACAUCACCAGCAAUUCGGUCGACUCGAGUCGGAGCGAGUCAAAGCGGAUGACGCAUGCUCGCCGAUGGACACUGAUCAGCAAGAUCAAACCGAGACGGGAUAGCAUCAGCCAACCAGUGUAUCUACCGAUGAAUAAUGAAACAGUGAUCAUCUUCGACAAUACGCUACAAUCCCUGCGCAAUCUCGCGAACAAUGCACUCCUGACCAUGCAGAUCGACAUUCGGUGCAGAGUGAUCUACGUUUUGACUAAGGCCAUGGCCGGCCCGCAAGGCCCACAACCACAGACGGUAGACACGCCAUCAACACCAGCGCCUAGCGCGAACACGAACUGGCAUCUACUUCUGCCUACGUCGCCUACAGCAGCGUCUCCACCGGUGUUGGAGUUGAAUAACGAACUUAUUGCGAUAGACACCAAUUUAUCUUCAUACUUGGCCCCAAGCGAACGGCAGUUUAUUACAUCGGGACUGGCACGGUUCAUUGACCAAACAUUCAUCUUCUGUACCCAGUACAUUGGAGUUCUCAACCACAACGGUGCCUUGCGACUACAACUUGACGUCCUCGUGCUACAACAGAACCUGAAAAACAUUAUCAUCGAAAGCGAGACACCGGCCGAAAAAGAGACUGAGCCGACUGAAAACGUCGCUCUCCCCCGUAGCGCAAAAUUCCUAGAUUGGUUCCUUGAAGGAGCGCAAAAGGCUCUGGAUCACGCGAAGGAAGAGAAAGAAUUGUUUGCAUCGCAAGGUGACAAGGCCCUUGCAGCUGGUAACGGCGAGCCAUUCACAUAUGAUGAGUUGCGGGUGUUAAUUGAGUUGUGCUUUUCGGAGAUUAUGCGCGGACCACGUGGGGAGCAGAACCGCGAGGAUUUUAUGGCUGCAAAGAGGAGUAAUGGGGAUGCGAUGCUGAGGUUGAGUGAGGUGAUGUGGGAUAGUAAAUAG